GCACUCACUUCACCAAACGCCAACGGCAGCAGGGCUGUGGAGUGGCGCGAGCCAGGAGGGAAAAAAAGCGCAUAAAAGAAGACGAGCAGGAAGGCAGGGCGCGCGAGCCAGCCUCUCCCGGGUCAGCUCCCCUCCUGCCCCGGAUAUAAAAGACCCCGGCGAGGAGCAGUUGAGAACGGGUCAUGUCAGUGUCGCCCGUCAAGAAGCCGAAGAUGGAGUCGGCGCUGGAGCAGCUCAAGCAGCACACCACGGUGGUGGCCGACACUGGGGACUUCAAUGCUAUUGAGGAAUAUAAGCCCCUGGAUGCUACUACCAAUCCUUCGCUGAUAUUAGCAGCAGCUCAGAUGCCAUCCUAUCAGCAGUUGGUUGAAGAUGCUAUAAAAUAUGGGAAGAAACUUGGUGGGUCAGAAGAUAAUCAAGUUACAAAUGCUUGUGACAAGCUUUUCGUAUUAUUUGGUGCAGAAAUACUGAAGAGGAUACCUGGCCGUGUAUCCACAGAAGUAGAUGCAAGAUUGUCUUUUGACAAAGAAGGCAUGAUUAAAAAGGCCAAACACUUCAUAGAUCUUUAUAAGGAAGCUGGAAUUGGUAAAGAUCGGAUCCUGAUCAAGCUAUCAUCAACGUGGGAGGGCAUUCAGGCUGGCAAGAUUCUUGAAGAGCAACAUGGAAUCCAUUGCAACAUGACCCUGUUGUUUUCCUUUGCUCAGGCUGUUGCCUGUGCAGAAGCAGGGGUCACCCUAAUUUCUCCAUUUGUUGGACGUAUUUUGGAUUGGCAUGUUGCAAAUACAGACAAAAAAACCUAUGAGCCCUCAGAGGAUCCAGGAGUGAAAAGUGUCACUAAAAUCUACCAAUAUUAUAAAAAGUUUGGCUAUAAAACUAUUGUGAUGGGAGCAUCUUUUCGAAACACUGGAGAAAUCAAAGCGCUGACUGGCUGUGACUAUCUCACCAUUUCACCCAAGCUUCUAGGAGAGCUCAGUAAAGAUACCAGUAAACUAACUCCAGCAUUAAGUGUCAAAGAUGCUCAGGCAUCCAAACUGGAGAAAAUCCAUCUAGAUGAGAAGACAUAUCGCUGGCUUCAUAAUGAAGACCAAAUGGCUGUGGAGAAGUUGUCUGAUGGAAUCAGGAAGUUUGCUGCUGAUGCAGUCAAAUUAGAGCAGAUGAUAAAGGAACGAAUGUUCAAGUCUGCAAAUGGGAAAUAGACACGCACUUUCUGGAUGCUAUAUGGAUGUACAAAUAUCUACAUGUUGCAGAUGAAAGAUUUUAUAUAUUCUGGCAUUUUUAUAGCAAAAAGAAAAGAUCCUAAAUGUGUGCAGGAUUUUUAAAUAUAGAUACAUAUUGCAGAAAUCCAAUGAUUACAAACUGCAAAAGAUAAGGACCAAUUCUUUGGAAGUGUUUUCUUCAUGGUGAUAUUAGUAAUAAAAUAAAAAGUUCUGAUAUGUCAAUGCUUUCA
Molecule: messenger RNA, 1447 nt
Organism: Anolis sagrei ordinatus
Lineage: Eukaryota; Metazoa; Chordata; Lepidosauria; Squamata; Anolidae
Gene: TALDO1
Product: transaldolase 1
Biological process (GO): pentose-phosphate shunt; pentose-phosphate shunt, non-oxidative branch; carbohydrate metabolic process
Cellular component (GO): intracellular anatomical structure; cytoplasm
Molecular function (GO): transaldolase activity
Source: RefSeq, a predicted model, not a curated record